Syngnathus acus (greater pipefish) is the source of this 5049-nucleotide messenger RNA. Its product is annotated as alpha-2-macroglobulin-like protein 1. Gene Ontology annotation, cellular component: extracellular region. The record is from RefSeq and is a predicted model, not a curated record. Gene Ontology annotation, molecular function: endopeptidase inhibitor activity. The transcript has 36 exons. Lineage: Eukaryota; Metazoa; Chordata; Actinopteri; Syngnathiformes; Syngnathidae. The coding region runs from base 99 to 4514 and encodes 1471 amino acids.
AAAGUCCAAAAAGUUUGCACCGAAUUCAUCAGUAUCAGAGUGCUCCCGUAGAGAAAGCCUCACAGUCCUGUCGGAACAACGUGCUGUGCUGCGCAAACAUGGCACCUGUCUUCCACACUUUAGCGGUCCUACUUACGUCUGUCUUUUUGCAAAGUGCGUCAUCAGCUCAUCUCAAUGACACCAUCUUUGCUGUGACUGUGAGCUCCCGGGUUAGAGGAGGGUCGCAAGAAACACUAUGCGCACUCAUCCACGGGCCUAUGGAGCCCGUCGCUUUGAGUAUAACCCUGGACACGGACUCUGACAGCGCCAUCAUCUUGGAGGAGGCAGUCAAACAGGACUUUUACCAGUGCCUCAACUUUCAGGUCCCGGCAGUGCGCACUAGUACUGUGGCAACCAUAAAUGUCACUGUGAAAGGCGAGAGUGGCACAAUGAACAAGAAAACCAAAAUCCUCAUUGUCCCUCCUGCUUUCAUCCACAUUCUUCAAACUGAUAAACCUAUCUACAAACCUGGACAGACUGUGCAGUUCCGGAUUGUCUCAAUGGAUUCUAGUUUUAUACCUGUGGACCGGCUGUACAAAGUUGUGGAGCUCCAGGAUCCUAAUUCCAAUCGAAUUGCUCAGUGGUUGGAUAAAUUUGUUACCGCUGGAAUCCUUGAUCUUUCCCAUGCCAUGAUUCCAGAGGCAGCAGAAGGAACUUACGUAAUUACUGCCACCACCGACAAAGGAGAGAAAAUUUCCCACAGCUUUGACAUCAAGCAAUAUGUUUUACCCAAAUUUGAGGUCACUGUUCACCUCCCGAGUGUGAUUUCAAUCCUCGAUGAGCAGGUCACCCUUAAGAUAUGUGGAAAAUACACUUACGGAAAACCAGUUCUUGGCUCGGUCAAAGCGGUGUGUUGUAGGAAUGCUGUUCACUUUUACGGGCAUUCCCUGGCGGGGACAAACAUCUGCAGGCCAUAUAAACUGACAACCGAUGACAGUGGCUGUGCUACAGAAAUAGUGGGCAUGGCAGAUUUUGCACUCAAUGAGAAUACACAUGAAGAUAGUUUUGUGGUGGAUGCUGAAAUGGAGGAGCAUGGCACAGGAGUGAUCCUGAUAGGUACAGGGCGGACAACUUUCAGUGCCCGUAUCAGAACAGUCACUUUUGAAGACGUAGCUCAAGCGUACAAGCCUGGGAUCCCAUUUGAGGGAAAGGUCCAAAUGACUGGUCCAGACAAAAAACCUGUGGCCAAUGAGCCUGUGUACUUAUUUGCCCCAGACUCGGUCAACGUAACACUCAUCACAAACACAAAAGGUGUGGCCUCGUUCUCACUGGACACCAGCAACUGGAGGAACAAUGUGAAUCUUAAGGCCAAGUCCAAACUGGUCGAUGAUGAUGAGCAGUAUGUUCCAGAUUUGCAGAAGAAACCAGAGUACAGGGCAGCCUCUCAUGACGUUAAUGCCUUCUAUUCAAAGAGUAGUAGUUUUCUGAAGCUGAUGCAGGUCCAUGGAAGGAUCUCCUGUGACAAAGAUGCCACAGUACGAGCUCAGUACAUCAUCCAGGGACAAGAACUCAAGAAGGGACAAGAGACCUUAGACUUUCUCUUCUUGGUGAUGUCCAAAGGAUCAAUUGUGCAGCAUGGCAGUCUCCCGGUGGCUGUUACUGUGGGUGCAGUGAACAAAGGGGAGCUGACCAUACCCCUCCAUCAAGUGAUUGACCUGGCACCCUUCGCACAGGUUGUAGUUUACACUAUGUUGCCUGGUGGUGAGGCUGUGGCAGACAGCCACGACUUCCCCAUCCAGCUCUGUCUCAAAAAUAAGGUUUCUCUUAAGUUCCCGUCCCUCCAAGAGCUUCCAGCAGAGAAAACUACAUUGAAACUGCAGGCUCAGCCUGGCUCUUUGUGCUCGGUUCGAGCCAUUGACCAAAGCAUUUUAUUGCUGCAAUCAGAGAGGGAACUCACUGUUGGUUAUGUGUACAAUCAGCUGCCUCUGCAGAAGCUGUCAGGCUACUCGCAUGAGAUUGAAGACUAUGAGCCAUAUCCCUGCUUCCCUAAGCCCAUGCCACAGCCUGAGCCUGAGAUGUUGGUGGAUGUAGAGGAAGGGAGGAGCAAGCGCUCACUUUACUUUGGACCAACCGACCAGAAGGAUGAUGUUUUUAGCAUCUUUAAAGAGAUUGGAGUCAAGCUUGUGACAAAUUCUGAUGUGAAGAAACCCCAAGACUGCCUACUAGAAAGAUUUGGGUAUUAUUAUGAUGAAGAUGUCGUAGAUUCUCCGAUUUCCAUGGCCUUUAAUGUGAUGCGGGUCUCUGAUAUUGUCGAGACAACUCAGCAGAAAACUAUGAAGGAGAAGAAGAAGGAGGCCAUUAGGACUUUCUUCCCAGAAACGUGGAUCUGGGACUUAGUUCCUGUUGGAGACCAGGGUACCGUGAAUGUGGAGAAGACGGUCCCAGACUCCAUCACCAAGUGGGCCGCUGGAGCUUUCUGCGUCUCCUCUGUGGGCUUCGGUGUGGCGCCCACCACUGCGCUGACAGCGUUCCAGCCCUUCUUUGUCAGUCUGACACUGCCUUACUCUGUCAUCCGUGGGGAAGUGUUUAUUCUAAAAGCCACUGUCUUCAACUAUCUCUCUAAAUGCAUCAUGGUGAAAGUUACACUGGCCCAGUCUGACACGUAUACCUUCAGAAAUUGUGACGACUGUCAAUACAACAUGUGUCUAUGCAGUGAGGACAGCAGAACCUUCUCUUGGAUUGUCACCCCAACUACCCUUGGCAAAAUCGAUGUGAAGGUGAGCGCUGAGGCCCUCAAGACAAACAUGCUGUGUGGCAACGAGGUGACUUCUGUCCCUGAAGUGGGCCGUAUUGACACUGUGGUCCGCAGCCUGCUGGUGGAGGCUGAAGGAACACCUCAGUCAGUCAGUCACAAUGCCCUCCUCUGUCCUGCAGAGGGACCAGUGGAAAAGAAAAUCUCCCUUCUGAUGCCAGAGCUGUUUGUUGCGGGAUCUGCCAGAGCCACCGUCUCUGUACUUGGUGACCUGAUGGGCCGAGCCAUUAAGAACCUGGACCAACUCCUGGCAAUGCCAUAUGGCUGUGGGGAGCAGAACAUGUUGCUGUUUGCGCCCAACAUCUACAUUCUCAACUAUCUGAAAAGCACAGGCCAACUGACUACUGAGAUUCAAGACAAGGCAACACACUUCCUCAAGAGCGGAUACCAAAGGGAGCUCACCUACAAGCAUGACGAUGGCUCUUACAGCGCCUUUGGGAAGAGCGACGCGUCUGGCAACACCUGGCUGACCUCCUUUGUGAUGAAGUCAUUUGGUGGAGCGCGGCCUUACAUCUUUGUUGAUCCCAAGCACAUCUUGGAUGCCAAAAAGUGGUUGUACUCAAACCAGGGGCGUGAUGGCUGCAUCAGAUCUGUGGGGAAACUCUUCCACAAUGGCAUGAAGGGAGGAGUGAGUGACGAUGUGUCCCUGACGGCUUACGUCGUCGCCGCCCUGUUGGAACUGGACACCGACAUUAAAGAUCCUGUGAUCGAGAAUUGUCUGGGCUGUCUGAAGGAGGCAACCAACCAGCUGGAUAACUUGUACACCACAGCGCUGAUGUCUUACACCUUCACCCUGGCUCGGGAAGAAGAGAUGAGGAAGAAACUCAUCACUUACUUGCACCAGCAGUCCAGUACAAUGGGGAGAACCCGCCAUUGGAAGCGAGCAGGGGCCUCUGGGACAGGACUGGAUUCUCUGGAAGUGGAGAUCACCUCCUAUGUGCUGCUGGCGCUCCUCUCCGGGCCUACUCUGCCAGAUUUUGGUUUAGACUAUAGUGCUAGCAUUGUGUUUUGGCUCACACAGCAGCAAAAUCCGUACGGAGGCUUCUCUUCCACACAGGACACUGUGGUCGCCCUCCAGGCACUGGCGAAAUACGGUGCUGCCACUUACAGCGUUGAGGGCAGGACUGUAGUGACAGUGACAUCAUUAGGAGGUCUGAACAAGGAGUUUGUAGUGGACCAGAGCAAUCGGCUCCUGUACCAGGAGGAGAAGUUGAGCGAUGUUCCCGGGGAAUACGCCAUUAAAGCCGAGGGAGCGAGCUGUGUUCUGGCACAGAUUUCCAUGCAUUACAAUAUCCCCCCUCCUCCUGACUUUUCCGCCUUCAACAUCUCAGCUAACACCAUGUCAAAGUGCAACUCUAGCAAGCCGCAGCUCAUCCUCUUUGUCCAUGCCAGUUACCAAGGCAGGAGAGAGGAGACGAACAUGGUCAUCGUUAACAUCAAACUCCUGUCGGGACACAUUUUGGAAAAAAGCUCUGUGGAGUCAUUAAAGAAUGACCGCUCAGUGAAGCGCGUAGACCUGGAUGAAGGUUACAUCAACAUCUACUUGGACGGGCUAAAGAAAGGUGAGACGGUGCUUUACAGCAUGACACUGGAACAGGACGUGCCGGUCAGGAACUUGAAAGCAGCUGUGGUGAAGGUGUACGACUACUACCAGACAAGUGAUGUAGCUGUGACAGAGUACACAUCCCCCUGUGCAGAGAGUGACGUCAUCAACAACCUUUAAAUGAACAGAGGAGACAACGCAGAUCAAUAUCUGGAAGAUAAGAUGUUCCUCAAACUUGGGAGAUGUGUCUUUACUUACUUUUACUAACGUUGAUGUUUUGAUUUUAAAGGGAAUCUUGCGAUGGCAAACAAUGUUCUUUGCCUCUCUGUGUUCCUUUAUUUUAAAAAUCUGAAUUUACUUAUUAAUUCUUGCUGCCUCACCUCAACACUGGAAAUCUUUUUUGAACUCUUUUAACCCACUGGAACCAUGAAAAUCAGACCGUGCUCUGUAACACUUUCAAUAGGAUUGACUAAUUUUAGUUUUUAACUCAAAGUGGAGCAAGAUACAUACAAGGUACCAACAGCUGUAUAAAAAAAACAAUCUGUAGGGAAAAAAACACUGAUAAAACAAAAACAAAAAAACAACAUUAUGUAUUAGUGGAGGUAUGGGUGUUUUAAUAUUUCUGUAGUUUUCUUUUUUAAAGUAGAUUACAUUCAUCAAUACAGUACCAUACACAAAUGUAACAGUCAUGAAAUAAAAUGGAGAAUAAAAUAAA